Messenger RNA from Trypanosoma conorhini, 411 nucleotides. RefSeq lists its product as uncharacterized. The transcript has a single exon. NCBI's taxonomy places the organism in Eukaryota, Euglenozoa, Kinetoplastea, Trypanosomatida, Trypanosomatidae. The record is from RefSeq and is a predicted model, not a curated record. Bases 1 to 411 code for a protein of 136 amino acids.
AUGAGACGGGGCACACAAUUGGCCCUGCGCCAGACUAUCCCUGUGGGAUGCUCAGCGCAUGGAAUAAGCACCACAACACCACCGGAUCCUCUUUACCCAGCACACUGCGACACGCGCGAGGGAGCCCUUGCGGCACUACAGCCUAUACCCCUUCUGCACAGCCGACUUGCGCAUGUACAUUUCCUCCAUUAUCUCCUGCUGACGCUUGCAGUCGACACACGGCCCCUCCUUCGCCCGCUUGCCGUUCCACCAAUAUGUGAAGCAAAAUCCUCCAAUCGCAAAGACGAGGGCCGCAGGCGCCAUCAUAUAAGUGGCACGUGGCAAACGCCAGCCACGCCGCUGAGACGUCAGCCGCCCUCCGCGAACAACGUUGCUGUAUGGGACCUUGUCAGCUCCCGCGGGACCCUUUGA